GCUGCUUGCCGCUGGACUCUGAACGCUGCGGGGAGGAUGAGCGGCAGUCUGUUGUGGGUGCGCAGCUUCCCAGCAGACGGCUGCUGCCCGAACAACUUUCAUCCACUGCAUCGUCUCGGUUUAAAGUCUUUUUAAACGCGGUCGAAAAUUUUCGUCCAUUUUCGCCAGGUAAGACCUGUCGUUACCCUAUUUUUUGUCCAUUGCCACAUAUUUCCCCGGUCAGCCAACGACUGCGCUGCAUUUGCGUCACAACGACAGAGCACGUUGCCUCCUUUUUUCUUGUGCUGCGAUUGACAAAAAUGAGCAUGAAAGGACUCGUAAAAAUGUGAAGUGGUUUUGUCGGGGAUUUGGACUGUUUGGGUGGUUCCCUCUGAAAACCGGAGACUUUGGGCGAAGUCUCGUGCUACACUAAGAGCUUAUUAAACAACAAGUUGUCACCGUGACAGAUAACUUGUGAUUUCACCAUCUGGACUUUCUCAAGUUGGACUUGAUGUGACGCACCCCCAAAGGUUUUUUUUUUUUGGGGGGGGGGGUUCUUUUUCAUCAUCACACAUAUGGCGCAUUAUCCUUUUUAAAAGCGCACUCCAGCUCCAGUAUUUUGCCUCUUGGUAGUCCACUUUAAAUGCAGACUGGUCUGCGGUCAACGAGAACACAGCCGAGACGCCGGUGCCAUCCGAUUGUUCAUUCAAGGCUCAAGAGAGGACACAAGUGCAUUGUGCGCCAUUUGCCAUCACAAUGGAGCUGACAUACAGGAUCAUUGGCCUGCUGGGAUGCGUCUUCCUGGACUGGGCUCCUCGGACUUGUGCCGAGGAAGAAGUGCUGAUGAAUACCAAGGUAGAGACGUCGGAUCUGAGAUGGACCAUCUUCUCACGGGCCAAGCCGGAGUGGGAGGAAGUGAGCGGUUUGGACGAGGAGAACAACAGCGUGAGGACCUAUCAGAUCUGUCAAACCGACAGCUCUUUCAGCCACUGGCUGCGCAGCGGCUUCAUCCCGCGACGGGGAGCCUCGCAGGUUUACGUGGAGCUGCGCUUCACCAUGAUGGAGUGCUCCUCCGGGAACAGCCACCACCGCAGCUGCAAGGAGACCUUUAACCUUUACUACUACCAGGCCGACUCCGACGAGGCCACGGACACGUAUCCGCCGUGGAUGGAGAAUCCGUACACAAAGGUGGAUACAGUGGCAGCGGACUUUCUCCUCAGGAAGGGCGGCGAGCGGAAAUCCAACAUGAAGACCAUACGACUCGGCCCUUUAUCCAAGAGAGGCUUCUACUUGGCCUUUCAGGCUCAGGGCUCCUGCAUGGCCUUGCUCUCCGUCAGAGUUUUCUUCAAAAAGUGCCCCCCCCUCGUCAGCGCUCUUUCCUCUUUCCCCGAGACGGUCCCACGCACUCUGGUUCAGGAGGCGCAUGGUGUGUGCGUGGAGCACGCCGCGCAACAGGGCCCCCGAGCCCGCUCCCCCAAGCUUUUCUGUGGCGAAGACGGCCAGUGGGUGGGCCAGCCGACCACCUCCUGCGCCUGCGUGCCCGGAUACGAGGCCGCCGAGGGACACACCAGAUGCACAGCUUGUCCCGUGGGUCACUUCAAGUCCAGCGCGGAGGGACAGUGCACAGUCUGUCCGGGAGCGAGCCACGCCUCCAUCAGAGGGGAGUCCGUAUGCGUGUGUCGGCCCGGAUACUUCCGAGCACAAUCCGACACCCCCGACGCUCCGUGCACGAGGCCUCCCUCAGCGCCGCGCAGCAUCGCCUCCCAGAUUAACGGCACGUCGCUACGAUUGGAGUGGAACGAGCCUCUGGACAACGGCGGCAGAGCCGACCUGAGCUACAGCGUCAGGUGCCUCAUGUGCAGAACGCCCAGGGGCUCGUGCGUGUCCUGCGGCGACAGCGUCAGCUACCGGCCGGCUCAGCACGGCCUGACCAGUCGGCGGGUGGAGGUGUGGGGCCUGCUGCCUCACACCACGUACACCUUCGCCAUCCAGGCUCUGAACGGGGUGUCCCAGCUCAGCGGCAAGGACCCCUCCAGCGAGGGCGUCAACAUCACCACAAGCUAUGACGUACCGUCGCUGGUGUCUGUCAUUCGCAAGAGUGACUCCACGGAGAGCAGCUUAACCCUUCACUGGUCCGUCCCUGUGCAGCCCCACUACACCAUUCUGCAGUAUCAACUACGCUACUGUGAGAAGGAGCGGCGCAGCGAGGAUCCGUGCCACUUCGCCGAGAGUAACAGAAACCAGGCCGUGCUGACGGACCUUCGCAGAGCCACUCAGUACGAGGUGCAGGUCCGGGCGCGCACCAUGGCCGGCUACGGAAGCUUCAGUCCCGCGGCGGUCUUCCGCACCCUGCCCGACGGAAUCGACUCUUCCACCCAGUUCUUGGUGCCGGGCAUCCUUAUCGCCAUCGGGAUGCUGCUGCUCGUCACUUUCAUCUUUGUGGCCGCUUACUGCAUACGCAGACACAGCCGCAUGAAGGACCCAGAAAUGAGCGACAAAAACAGCCAGUACUUUGUAGGCCAAGGGGUCAAGGUUUAUAUCGACCCCUUCACCUACGAGGACCCCAAUGAGGCAGUGCGCGAAUUUGCCAAGGAAAUCGAUGUUUCCUUUGUCAAGAUUGAGGAGGUCAUCGGAGCCGGAGAGUUUGGCGAGGUGUGCCGAGGCCGGCUGAGGGUGCCCGGGAAAAAAGAAAACUACGUCGCCAUAAAGACGCUCAAAGGCGGCUACACCGAGAAGCAACGGCGCGACUUCCUGUCCGAGGCGUCCAUCAUGGGCCAGUUUCAGCACCCCAACAUUAUUCACCUGGAGGGCAUCAUCACGGCCAGCUGCCCGGUCAUGAUCCUCACAGAGUUUAUGGAGAACGGCGCUCUGGAUUCUUUUCUGCGGCUUAACGACAGCCAGUUCACGCCCAUCCAGCUGGUGGGGAUGCUCCGCGGCAUCGCCUCGGGCAUGAAAUACCUUGCGGAGAUGAGCUACGUCCACCGAGACCUGGCGGCCCGCAACAUCCUGAUCAACAGCAACCUGGUGUGCAAGGUGUCCGAUUUUGGUUUGUCGCGCUUCCUGCAGGAGAACUCCUCUGACCCAACCUACACCAGUUCUUUGGGAGGGAAGAUCCCAAUCCGCUGGACAGCGCCGGAGGCGAUCGCCUUCAGAAAGUUCACAUCAGCCUCGGAUGUGUGGAGCUACGGUAUCGUCAUGUGGGAGGUCAUGUCUUUUGGAGAGAGGCCCUACUGGGACAUGAGCAACCAAGAUGUAAUCAACGCGAUAGAGCAGGACUAUCGGCUGCCCCCGCCGCCCGACUGCCCCACCCACCUCCACCAGCUGAUGCUGGACUGCUGGCAGAAGGAUCGCUCGGCGCGGCCUCGCUUCACUGAACUCGUCAGCGCUUUGGACAAACUGAUCCGGAACCCUGCGUCGCUGAAAAUAGUCGCCCAGGAGGGAGCCGGGCCUUCCUACCCCCUGCUCGGCCAGCGGUCGCCGAUGGCCCUCUCGUCCUGCGCCUCGGUGGGCGAAUGGCUGAGGGCCAUUAAGAUGGAACGCUACGAGGACAGCUUCUUGCAAGCCGGACUCGCGACUGUGGAGCAGCUGGGCCAGAUCACGACACAAGACUUGCUACACAUGGGCGUGACUUUGGCCGGCCAUCAGCGGAAGAUCCUCUCCAGCAUCCAGACCAUGAACUUCCAGAACAAGAGCGCGGCACCCGUGACCUUCUAGCUUGCCCAGACACGGAUGUCACAAAGUCAGCCUGGGGCGCUCUGGAUCCUCUCUCGUGACUUACUUUGGGCCCGAAGCGACAUGUUGGACAAAUGUAUUACGAAUCACCCGGGGGGGGGGGGGGGAUCUAUGAGGUUUGCCUGGAUUUUAAUCAUCACAGACGACGACACGUGCGGGAGGACUGCUCGCGAAGUGGGCCCUGCUUAUGUAUCGAAGAAGGACACCCCCCCCCACCCCACAGCACCACCACCACCCCCAUUUCAAGUGCCAUGCGGAGAAAGAACACAGUGAUGAAAAGCAGCUGCUUGUCAAAUGCGGCAAAGAAGCUAAAGGCCAAUGAAAAGGUCUCACACUAAUUCACACAAGAACCGCUCCACACACGUCUGCUGCCCUCUGGAUCGCAGCUUUCAUAUCACCAACCGAACACUUGAACAGUGUUGGGGUUUUCGACCCCCCCACUCCCCAAGCCCACAUUCACUCAUUUGAUUUCAUCGCAAACUCUCUUUUACUCAGGUGUGGCGUGUAAAGCGGGCUUUGCCGUGCUCGCUUGUCAUCAUAACUCCUCUCAUCCUCCUCCGUCUGGCUUCUAGCGCGGAGGAGAAAAACGAAAGACGGCACUUGUCGCAACUGAGGCAAUUCCAAUGUCCUUUGCGACACUGUUUUUUUUUUUUUUUCUUCUCAAGUAGCGGAACAUUUUCCGCAGCAUGCUAAUAUGGAAACUUGAACAUGGACCAAACAUGACCAGAAAGCUCUCUGGCCUCAAAUGUCAGUGCUUAUGUCACAUACAUUAUCUUCCAGUGCCAUUUUAUUUUUUUUUAUUUUUUUUUGGUGCGUGUGAGAAAGUGAUUUUUUUUUUUGUGCGUGUGAGAAAAAGUGACCUUUUUUUUUUUGGAGCAUUAGAAUAUUUUGCUACAUUUAAAUGUACAGCAACUGUAUUUUUUUAUGACAUUAUUUUCCCUUUCAACGUCAUACAUUGUUUCUCUUUUAGCCUCGAGCCGUACAAAAAGUCUUCUUAAGCAACUCGGAUUACAAAUAAUGCCCCCAGUGUGCCGAACGCCCCGGUUUCAGAAUGGAAUGCUGAUAACUGCGCAGAGCUGCCGUUUGAUUAGCGCCACCGGCCCUCUCCUCAUCUUACUGACUACAGGCGCUUGCUCAAGAACAGACUGUAAUUCAUUUUUUUUUUCCCCAACUCCCAAAAUUUUGCAUCUUUUGAAAUGGUAAAGUCUUUCUGGCAUUUAUGGCAAAUUAGUUUGCAUAACGCCCCCCCCAGGAGGCUGACAGCUCUCCAUCCACGCAACGGCCAUGACGGAUAUGAAAAGGCGCGCGCCUUCUUUCUAAAUGCUUCAUUCUCUGGGCCAUAAGACACAAAAAAAUUUUUGUUUCCGAUUUUUAUUCGCACCACUGAAGAUAAGAGAUGUAAUACACAAUGCAGCCCCCCCGCCCACCUCUUUUUUUCCCCCCUCGCCGUACCUGAUGGAGCAGAUUGUAGCGCACAGGAGCUUAAACGCGGCUUUUCUAUCAUCUGGGAUCAUUUUCGGUGGGGCUUUAAGAAGAUUGAGGCACAAUUAACCCGAGGUGAUUAACAAGAAGCCGGCGAAAUGAGGUGCAGGAAACGUGCGGCCAUUUUCCGGCCGCGCUUUUAUAAUCAAUAGAGAGUGGACUCGAGACUGCAAUCAGUGUAGAUCAAAUUGGCGCUUAGUGCGCCGUCUUUUCUAACGCUCAUCUAAAACCACGACAAGCCUUCUCAUCCGAAGCACCGGGGAUGUGACGCAAGUAUGACGGAUGGUCCUUCUGAAGGAUCGUGGGAAAUGGGGUCUUCAUAUUGAAGAUCUCCGUCAACUCCGCUUUGAAAUAAUAGAGUACAAAAAAAAAAAAAACAACGAAAGGUUAUGUUUGAUUACUGUGCUGUGUGUAGGCUACUUUGUAUUCAGCAUUCACAAAUAAAGAUGCUCAUAACUA
Hippocampus zosterae (dwarf seahorse) is the source of this 5652-nucleotide messenger RNA. It is a transcript of the gene ephb4a, whose product is annotated as eph receptor B4a. The record is from RefSeq and is a predicted model, not a curated record. Gene Ontology annotation, biological process: central nervous system projection neuron axonogenesis; protein phosphorylation; axon guidance. Gene Ontology annotation, molecular function: ATP binding; transmembrane-ephrin receptor activity; protein binding. The transcript is spliced from 17 exons. Bases 736 to 3693 code for a protein of 985 amino acids. Lineage: Eukaryota; Metazoa; Chordata; Actinopteri; Syngnathiformes; Syngnathidae. Gene Ontology annotation, cellular component: neuron projection; plasma membrane.